AUGGAGGAAAAACACCAAAUAGCGGCCGCUUUGCCAAUGAUGGAUUUUAAGGCUACAAAUUUAGCAAAAGAGUGGAAGACAUGGCACACAAAGUUUAAAAUAUUUUUAAGAGCGUCAAAUCUUGAAACAGAGCCUGACAAACGAAAGGUUGCGUUGCUAUUACAUCAUCUUGGAAGUCAGUCGCUGGAAAUUUUUAAUUCCUUUGAUAUGGAUAUUGAUACAGUUACGUAUGAAGACUUAGUGCGAAUGUUGGGAUCCCAUUUUACGCCAAAAGCAAAUAUUGUAAUGGAACGGCACAGGUUCUUCACUUGUAAACAACAAGACAACCAAACAAUUGAUGAAUAUGUAACAAUUUUAAGAAACUUGAGUUUAAAUUGUGAAUUUGGAGACUUGAAAAAUGAUUUGGUCCGUGAUAUAUUUAUAUGUGGAUUAUCACAAAAACAUUAUAAUAUAAAAGAGCGGCUUUUAACAGAGGAUAAAAUUAACCUAGAAAAAUCAAUUGAAAUAGCUAACAAUAUAGUUUUGGCUAAAUCAAAUGCGGCUAUGUUACAAGAGGAUGGUUUUAUGGAAGGAAGUAUUAAUGCCAUGAGUAAAAAAUCAGGAAGAAUGUACGGCUACAAUUCCAACAAUACCAAAAGUGAGAGCGGGAAAUGUAAAAAAUGCGGCCAAAGUCAUAAAUAUAAUUGCCCAGCCGAAGGAGCUAAAUGUUUUAAAUGCGGAAAAUUGAAUCACUUCGCUCGAGUGUGUAUUAAUCGGAGAAAAUUUGUUAAGCAGAUGCAGGCAGAAGAAGAGGCGAAUGAUGGUGAUGAUGAUGAUCAAAAUAGCGAUUUAUUUGUUGGAGUGCUGAAUAAAAGGGGCAAGUCAUCUACUGAGUGGAACGUUCAUGCAGUGAUAAACGAUAAAAUGAUACAAUGUCAGGUAGAUACGGGUGCGCAGGCGAACAUAAUGUCGGUGGAUACGGCUGGUAUGCUGAAAAUCAAAGAUAAGCUGAAGAAAA
Molecule: messenger RNA, 997 nt
Organism: Musca vetustissima
Lineage: Eukaryota; Metazoa; Arthropoda; Insecta; Diptera; Muscidae
Exons: 1
Molecular function (GO): zinc ion binding; nucleic acid binding
Source: RefSeq, a predicted model, not a curated record